Gadus morhua (Atlantic cod) is the source of this 1674-nucleotide messenger RNA. RefSeq lists its product as uncharacterized. The record is from RefSeq and is a predicted model, not a curated record. Lineage: Eukaryota; Metazoa; Chordata; Actinopteri; Gadiformes; Gadidae. The coding region runs from base 568 to 1674 and encodes 368 amino acids. The transcript has 5 exons.
CAGCAAUCCAGGUGUUGGAUGUCCUGCAAAAUAACAUUUAACAGCCUGAUCCAAAAUAAUUAACCCUCUUGUGUUUUACAAAUCUUUCUAGGAGUAACCAUUAUUUUUGUAUGUAUACAGGGGAUGAAACCUUUUUCCUUCUCCAAUUUCAGGUUGAAGUGAUCCACGAUGCUGCUGCGAGUUGUCCUCUGUGAAACGGAUAUCAGACGCCUUUCCAUCUAAAACACCCCCCAGAGUGUUGAGGAACUGUGCGAGGUGUUGCGUGCAAACCUUUCCCUGAGAGGUGGGUUUAUUUUACAAUUUGAGGACCCUGCGUUCAAGGAUCAGCUGACCAACCUGACCGACAUCCGAGACCUUCCUGAGGAACGAGCAACAUUGAAAGUGUUGUUCACAGCUGAUGCAGCUCUCUCAGUUUCCACAUUGGAUACAGCCAGCCUUCCAUCUCUCAGUAGUGGGGAAUCUGACUCCCAGCAAUGGCCUGAUCCCUUCCCGAUUCCACAGUUCUCACAUGACGUUGAACUCACGCUGCAAGAAGCAAAUAGAAGAUAUGCAAAAGAUGGAUCUGUGAUGGUGAUUCCUAAAGGUAUGAAAACCGAUAUCCUGGACACACUUGCAGACAGCAUGUCAAAGAUUAGUCCUUAUCCUGAGAGGCAACACUACGAGAAUGUUGCAAAGGCGCUUGUGGAGAAGCAUCCCAGUCUCAAAGAGCCAGGUUCUGGAAAGGGUUGGUACGGCUGGUUCCACAGCCUGAAGUUUAAGCUCGGAAACUAUCGGCAGAAGUUAAGUGCAGCUGGAUGCCCAGAGGUGAGAGUCAACAAAAGAAUAGGAGAAGAUGCCAAGGGAUCACGUGUGAAGAAGUCAAAGAAGGGCGAGGUCCACUACUGUCCAGAUCCCCCUGAAGGACUGAGUGCUGAAGACAUGGAAGGGAAGCGGAGGAUGAUUGAGGUGGAAAUGCUGAAAAAGGACCUGGAUCAUCAACGGAUAGAGGAGCUGAUGUCUGCCACAUUCUCCAAGCGCAGAAAGGAGAUCGUAGGGGAUCAACCUCUCAUCGGGGAUGUCAUGACCAGAUGGCCGGCCAUGUUCUGUGAGAGACAGGUUCGGGCGGAGUUCAAAAGAAUCGUAAGCACAGACCUUCUUGAGUCAUUCCUCAACGGACUUGAUGACCUGGUACCAAGACUGCUUGAAGUGUACGAAGCUGUGACCAAGUCGGGGAAGAAGCCUGCACUGAAAGCCAUUUUAGACUGUGUGAAGAAAGAUAACACAAACGAAAGGAGAAGGACUGCUGCUCUACUGGGUCUGCCACACUACCUAUCCGAAGACCCAUCCGACAUCAUUAGGAUGUGUGAUGCCCAUGGUGAGAAUCUGGCUGCAGCCAUGAAGGGGAUGCAACUUGGCCUACUGAUAGGCUAUGAAGGUGACAACCAGGAUGCCUUUCCAGAGGUCUUCGAUGUGGCAGUUGUGGUUGAAGAAAACAUUGUGCUACACAACUUCAAGGAUGUGCCAUCCAGCUUCACCAUGCUUCUGGGGAUCAUCUACUGCGUUAACCUUGAGUAUCCACGAGCCAUGAAGUAUUCCUUUGAGUUCCUGCAGAAGGUAGUGAUGAAGAUCAAACCAGAUGAGGCCUCUGCCAGAGUCCACGGUGUCCGAAACAAGCUCCUGAGGUAUAAACUGUAA